GAGUAGAUCCCAUAACAGAUCACGUUCAAGACAGAAAGAUAGACGGAGAUCUAAGAGCCCACAUAAAAAACGCUCUAAAUCCAGGGAGAGACGGAAGUCAAGGAGUCGUUCACGUUCACGGGACAAGAGAAAAGAUACUCGAGAAAAGCUCAAGGAGAAGGACAGAGUGAAAGAGAAAGAUAGAGAAAAGGAAAGGGAGAAGGAGAGAGAGAGGGAAAAAGAGCGUGAAAAGGAAAAGGAACGGGGCAGAAACAAAGACCGGGACAAAGAACGGGAAAAGGACAAGGACAAGGAUAGAGAGAGAGAGCGGGAAAAAGAGCCUGAAAAGGAACGAGACAAAGAGAAGGAAAAGGAACAGGACAAAGAAAAGGAACGCGAAAAGGACAGAUCCAAAGAGAUAGAUGAAAAAAGGAAGAAAGAUAAAAAAUCCAGAACACCACCCAGAAGUUACAAUGCCUCAAGAAGAUCUCGUAGUGCCAGCAGAGAAAGGCGGAGGAGGAGGAGCAGGAGUUCUUCCAGAUCUCCUAGAUCAUCAAAAACCAUGAAAAGGAAAUCUUCUCGGUCUCCAUCCCCUCGGAGCCGAAAUAAGAAAGAUAAAAAGAGAGAAAAAGAAAGGGACCACAUCAAUGAAAGAAGAGAGAGAGAGCGUUCAACCUCUACAAGGAAGAGUUCUAAUGACAGAGAAGGGAAGGAGAAGUCGGAGAAAAACAAUACUUCAGUUAAAGAGAAAGAGCACAAUAAAGAACCAGAUUCAACUGUGGGCAAAGAAGUAGAUGAUAAGGAUGUACCAAGGACUGAGGAAAACCAAGUUCAGCAAAACGGGAACUGUCAGCCAAUUGAAGAAAACCUGUCUACCAAAACAGAAGCAGUAUAAUGUGGACUGAUGAAUACUCCUCUAUACUCAGUGCUGGAAUCAAAUCCAAAGCUUCUUAUUUUCUCAACAAGAUGUUAACAGGAAGGAAACCUGAUGAACAUAAAGAUAGGAGCUAACAGCUGUUAGGUGGACAUCCAUUUGUUAGGUGGACAUCUUGUUACUGAGUAAGAAAAUCAAGCAUGGACAUCAUAAGAAUAUCAGGUGUUACCCAAACUCAUCACCUUCUGAAAUCUGUGCAUUUCCAUGGUGGCUGACACACUUGUCAUGUGGUUUGUUAGUGUUUGCCAAGAACCACUGCAAAUAAGUUGAACGUCAAAGAUCCAAAUUUGUGCUCUACCCUAAAGACUGGGGAUAAGCAUUGGAGGCUCUCUAAAAAAAUGCUAGUUACUGAAUUUUGUAUUGUUUUACUUUUUUAAAAAAAAAUUCAAUAUAUACAGUUUGAUGAUGUGCUUGAAAUUGGUGCAAAUAUAUACACACCCUUGUAAGUGCAAAGUAUGUAAGAAGUUUUAACAUUGACUUCACAGAUUCACAGUGAUUGUGGUAAAUUCUCACUAUUGUGUUUUCUUUUGUUCACUGUUUAGGACAGCAGUUUUUCUUUAAAAUAGUUUUACGGAUUAAAGUUGCUUAAAUAAGUUGAUUAAAAAACAACUGACAAUGCAUGCUACUGUUCUCUUUCAAAAGGAAGAGCAACUCGUUGAGUACUAAUAAUGAUAUUGGUAUUCAGUGUUAGAAUCAUCGGGUCUACCCGAAAAGUAAGCCUUUCUCUUUGAACUUUCUUGACAUUACCAAGCUUAUUAUGAAUAAUAUUGCAGUAUGUCUUGUCAGCUGUAGGUGGCAAAGAUGCCCUUAUACAGUGGAAACUGGGUUUUCAAAAUGGGCUACGAGAGCACAAGCUGAAGCUUUAGUGCCUUCUACAAUGUGGUAUACUGUUUUCUAGAAUUUUAUAUGUGCUAAAAUUCAUACGGAAUCCAGGUGGAUAUUCUGUCAUACCCCACACCCAUAGAACAGUAUGCAAGCAGUAUGUCUGAGAGCUUCUGACUUUGUUCACCUGAUGGGAGGAGGAAUUCCUGUUUUUUUAGACUGACUUUAGAGUUUAAAACAACAAUGCAGUUUUGGGACCAUCUUUUUUUUUUUCUUUUUUUUAAUACUGUGAUAAUUGAAAAUGAAACAUGCUCUUCUUUCCUCAAAUCAAAAGAAAUCUUUUAGUUGACUAUAUUGGAUGGCCUUAAUUAUUACCUCAAUCAUUUUCUCAUAAAUGAUAUGCAGAAAUUAUACUUAAAGGGAGGACUAGGAGUAUACAGGGGAUUAUUUUAUAUUUAAAGAUAUGUUUACUUGCGUUUAAGAUAUAGGUCACUCAUCAGUCUUAGGUUCACUUUGCAGAAAGUAUGCAAGUAGUAAAAUGACAACAAUGCUACGGUUUUUCCCCAAAACUAUAACUUGUAGUUUAUGAACUCUACUCUUUUCGUUGUUACAGUUCCAAAAACGUAAUACUUUAAUUUAGCAUGUCAUUAAAAAUCAAGUAUAAUUUUAAUGCAAUCUAAUACAAUCAAAUUACUCAGUUGCCUUACCUCAUGGGAAGAGUUACUUUUAUAGAUUUAAAAAGUUUAGUAGAAUGUUAGUUACUUGGUUUCAACUUGAGUUUUGUUUUAAUGUUAAUACUGUUGAAACUUUAAGAAUUUGGUGGUGAGUGGAAAGAGUUACCCUUUUUUGCAAGUAAUGAAGCCUGGGUUUGAUUAUGAAGCUGCUUAAUCAUCUUCAUGUGUUCAGAAUUACUUUGUGUGUGGUUGGUUUUUUUUGUUUGUUUUUUGUUUUGGUAACUGUGUACAUUAAAAUUUUGGAAAAUGCUUUACUAUGUAAAGUACAUAGUCAUGUAAUCAUUCGGCCACAUGUUGGCUGGUAAACAGCUUAUUCUGAUCCAAGGAUGCUUGGGUGCAUAGUGGAAAGAUUGUGAAGGAGUGUGAGCCCUGCAUCAGCAGCUGUCUUAUUUAUGAUAUGUAAGUAGAAUAGAGCAAAUGUUGUUUGAAUCUUUGUUAUUUUUUAGUACCAUUUCUCUAAUAAAGCUAAGUAUUUUAGAGGAAAGUAUUUGUUUAUACAUUUCAAAAAAGCAUUUGAGUUUCAUCCUGCUUUUGUUUUAGUGACAGAGAGGGUUUUGGGAGGGUGCAUGUUUGUAUAGUGUCUAUAAAACAAUCUUUUGAAGUUGUGUUUUCUUUACUCUGGACCCUUACUAAAAUUAUUUAUUUAUUGGCUGCACUGGAAUUUGAACUCAGGGCCUCGUGCUUGCUGGAUAGU
Castor canadensis (American beaver) is the source of this 3163-nucleotide messenger RNA. Lineage: Eukaryota; Metazoa; Chordata; Mammalia; Rodentia; Castoridae. The record is from RefSeq and is a predicted model, not a curated record.